AUGGCGGGCGACAAACCCUACCCCGAAGUUCCUAUCGGCAACAUCAACCACAGCAAUGCCGCCGUCGUCAUUAUCGGAGCUGGCAUCAGUGGGAUGUGCACCGCCAUUGAUCUCGUCAAACGUAACAACUGUCGCAACUUCGUGAUCCUGGAGAAGUCCGCUGGUCUGGGAGGCACGUGGAACGACAAUAAAUAUCCAGGAUGCUGCUGCGAUGUCUGGAGCAUGCUGUACUCCUACUCGUUUGCGCAGAACUCCGCCUGGACAAGGGAAUAUCCUGGGCAAGAGGAGAUUCUGCGAUAUCUCGUUAGCGUGGCACAAGAGUACAAUCUGUAUCAGCAUGUGAGGUUCAAUUCUACAGUCGAAGACGCUACAUGGGACGGCGAGGAGAUGAAAUGGAAGACGAGGGUCACCGUUGCAAGUGGCAGCAAGGAUGCUGAGUUCAACCCAGAGUACACGAUCAAGAGUGACUUCUUGGUCAGUGCCGUUGGUCAACUCAAUCAGCCGAGAUGGCCGGACAUUCCUGGUGUGGAUACUUUCGAGGGCAAGACCAUGCAUUCUGCGAGGUGGGAUUGGAGCUACGAUCUGAAGGACAAGAGGGUCGCCAUGCUGGGUAACGGGUGUACGAGCGCUCAGAUCGUUCCGGAGAUCAUCAAAGUCGCCAAACACGUUACUAUCUUUCAACGCACCCCGAACUGGAUCUUCCCGCGCAUGGACCAGCCCGUCUCGCCCAUGUGGCAGACUAUCUACAAAUACGUCCCGCCAAUCCGAUGGCGAAAGCGAGCAGGGCAGAUGGACUACCGCGAAUCCUUCUACGAUGCCAUCAUCGAUGGUAACUCCGAUCUCGCGCAGCUAUGUCGCACAGCACAUCAGCAGAAGCUCGAAGCUGAGCUGCCGAACCGGAAGGACCUCUGGGAGAAGUUGACGCCGAACUACAAUCCGGGAUGCAAGCGGAUCAUCAUUACGGACGACUACCUGCCGGCUCUCGGAUUGCCGAACGUGGAUCUUGAGACCAGAUCCAUUGACAGUAUCAGCGGGAGCAACGUGAAAGUGAAGGGCGAUGACGGGGAUGUCGUGGAUGUAGAGCCAGAGUUCGACCUUCUUGUGUGCGCAACGGGCUUCAAGACGGUUGACUUCAUGCAUCCGAUCCAGAUGUACGGCAAGAAUGGCCGCUCGAUUAGAGAUAUCUGGAAGGAUGGGGCACAAGCCUACAACGGGACUGUCGUGAAAGAUAUGCCCAAUUUCGGCAUGCUGUACGGCCCAAACACGAAUCUCGGACACAACAGCAUUAUCUUGAUGAUUGAGUCACAAUCUCGCUACAUCAACGGUCUGAUCAAACCAGUCCUUGACGCUCGCCGACAGGGUAAAGCGCUUAGCCUCGCCCCCAAAGUAGAGAAGGUCAAAGAAUACAACACACGCCUACAAGAGGAGCUUUUGCGCUCAUCUUUCAACGAUCCGAAUUGCAACUCUUGGUACAAGAACGAAAACGGCAUCAUCACGAACAACUGGUCCAGGACUGUCAUUGAUUACCAGGAGCAGUUGGCGGAUGUCAACUAUGAGGACUACGUUGUCGAAGGGAGCGGAACUGAGAUUGCGAGGAAGAAGGGCAAAUUGCAUGUCGGGAGAGUGAAGGAGGAGACGAGUGUGAGUGAUCGCACGUUGAUGGUGUUGGGAGCCGUGAGCACGGCUGCUGUGGUUGGAGGGUGGUUGAUGAGGAACUCAAGGUACCUGAGUGGCAUACGAGUGAGGUGA
Molecule: messenger RNA, 1749 nt
Organism: Saxophila tyrrhenica
Lineage: Eukaryota; Fungi; Ascomycota; Dothideomycetes; Mycosphaerellales; Extremaceae
Exons: 2
Coding region: 1-1749 (582 amino acids)
Molecular function (GO): N,N-dimethylaniline monooxygenase activity; flavin adenine dinucleotide binding; NADP binding
Source: RefSeq, a predicted model, not a curated record